Notechis scutatus (mainland tiger snake) is the source of this 2764-nucleotide messenger RNA. The record is from RefSeq and is a predicted model, not a curated record. NCBI's taxonomy places the organism in Eukaryota, Metazoa, Chordata, Lepidosauria, Squamata, Elapidae.
AUUAAGUCAGACAAGCAGCAGCCGGGGGUCGUGGUCUACAGCAUUAAGGGCCCCGGGGUGGAUGAAGACCCCAAGGACAUCUUCUCCAUCGACAACCGGAGUGGCAAGGUUUACCUCAACACCGUGCUGGAUCGGGAAAAGCACGAUCGCUUUCGGCUCAAGGCUUUUGCCCUCGAUCUGGGCGGGGUGCCUCUGGAAGACCCCACCGACCUGGAGAUCGUCGUCCUGGACCAGAAUGACAACCGGCCCCUCUUCCAGCGGGACGUGUUCACAGGGCAGGUGGUGGAAGGGGCUGAGCCAGGGACGUUUGUGUUGAAGGCGGAAGCCACGGACGCCGAUGACCCCGAGACAGACAACGCGGCUCUGCGGUACUCCAUCCUGGGCCCAGAAGGGGCGGGGCUCUUUGCCAUCGAUGAGCUCUCUGGGGAAAUCCAAGUCGCUCGCGAUGGGCUGGACCGCGAGGUGAUGGGCAGCUACAACUUGACACUCCAAGUGGCUGACAUGGCUGGAGAAGGCUUGACCACCACAGCCACAGCGGCCAUCUAUGUGGAAGACGUCAACGAUCACCCCCCCGAAUUCAUGUCGGCUGAGUUCCACCUGGAGGCCCCUGAGAACCGGCAGGGCGUGGAGGUUGGCCGGCUGGCGGUGCAGGACGAAGACCAGCCAGGCUCCCCCAACUGGCUGGCCAAGUUCACCAUCCUGGAGGGGGACCCCCGAGGAGCUUUCUCCAUCCACCCUGACCCCCUGACCAAUGAGGGGGUCAUCUCCUUGGCCAAGGCCCUGGACUACGAGGAGCAGAGCCGGUAUGAGCUGCUGGUCUCUGUGCAGAACCAGAGCCCCCUGCACCCCUCGGCCCCCAAAGCCGCCCACGCCUUGGCCAGGGUGCAGCUCCAGGUGGCGGAUGCCAACGAGCCCCCCUUCCUCCUGGACAACCCCUGCAGGGGGAGGGUGAACGAGGGAGCAGCUCCCGGCACCCAGAUCAGCCUCUUCCGUGCCAGGGACCCAGACACCCAGCAAGCUCAGCAGCUCAGGUUCCUGCAGGCCUCUGAGUUGGCCAGUUGGCUGCAGGUGGACCCCGAUUCUGGCCGGGUGGAAGCCCGCCAGCAAGUACCCCCGCGGUCAACCUUCCUGGAUGGCUGGUACAUCGCACAGAUCCUGGCUGUGGAUAACGGGACCCCCCCCCCCCCAGCCCCUGGGACCCUCUCUGUCGAGGUGCUGGAGGUCAACGACCAUGCGCCCGCCCUCCUCCCCACCAUGGGGUCCCUGUGCCGGGAAGGGGGCAGCCUGGUCCUCAGCGCCACGGACCAGGACUUGGCGCCCCACGCUGGGCCCUUCCGCUUCCACUUCGCCCUCAGCAGUGGCCACAACUGGACUCUCAGCCACCCCAACGACACCCACGUGCUGCUCCGGCCUCCCAUGGACGUGGCCGAGGGGCUCCACGUGCUGCCACUGCUGGUCAGAGACUCCGGGAUCCCGCCUCGGGUGCGAGAGCAGCUGCUGAACGUCUCCGUCUGUGCCUGCAGCCGGUGGGGCACCUGUGGGGCACAGGCGGAGGCCACCCUGGGCGCCAGGGCAGGCCUCAGUCUGGGCGGCCUGCUGGCCAUCCUCUGCAGUGCCCUCCUUCUCCUGCUGCUGGUGCUGCUGGUGGCCGGGCUGAAGCACUCCCGCCGGCAGGCUCUGCGCAAGGGGCUGCUGGGCGCCUGGCAGGAUGACCUGCGCGACAACAUCGUCAACUAUGACGAGCAGGGGGGCGGUGAAGAGGACCAGGAGGCCUACGAUCUCUCCCAGCUGCGUGACCCUGACCUCUUCCGGCCCCCGACCCCCCGGGGGAAGCCCCUUCGUCGGAGGGAGGCCCCCCACAGCUGCGCCUUGUCCCAGCAGCACCUGCAGCGAUGCCCUUCCGACAUCGAGGACUUCAUCAAUGAGGGCUUGGAGGCGGCCGACAGGGACCCCAGUGUGCCCCCCUACGACACGGCUCUCAUCUACGACUACGAGGGAGCCUGUUCGGCCAGCGGCUCCCUCAGCUCCAUCCUGUCCAGCCUGGGAGACGAAGACCAGGACUACGACCACCUCCACGAAUGGGGGCCACGGUUCCAGCUCCUGGCCGAGCUGUACGGCCAGUAGGAGCAGGAGGAGCAGCAAGGCCGGACUGGACAAUGGGCCAACCUGGCUUCUCCCGGCAGCCCAGAGGCAGCCCCCCUCCAGCCGCUGCCUUGCCAACUGCGGCUCCAUCGGCAGCUGGACCUACCUGUGUGCCCAGCGGGCAGAGGCCCCCAGGUGCCUUCCCUGGCUGCCGGCUGAGAUUCUGCUGGCAGCUGUUGGAGGACAGUCCAGGGACCCCAGGACCACCAACCCCUUGUGCAACCCCUUGUUUCCCCCAGCCAGGACCACCCCCCGUCCCCUCCAGGGCCCCCGAGAGUUACCAGGCCUAAAGAAAGAGGGCGGCUGGGUGAGAAAACCCACCUGCCAGGGAACCGAAGAGCCAACAGGGAGAAGCAAGGACUGGCAACCUUGCAGGAAGCAAGCAGAGAUGCCCCCCCUCCCAGCAACAGGCUCCCCCCCCCCCAUCAGAACUGAUCAGGGGCCCAGCCUGAAAAGCAGCUUCCGGUGGACUAUGGGUAAACCUGGCUGUGCUCCCCUCAAGGCUGCAAAGGUGCCAAGGUGGCUGCAGCCAGAAGGGGGAGAGGCUUGGGGGUCUCGGCAGGGGAACAGGGCAGGAUUUUGGGGUGGGGGGGGGCAGCGCUCGCUGUGGCUGACAAUAAAA